Messenger RNA from Panicum hallii, 1726 nucleotides. Its product is annotated as probable serine/threonine-protein kinase PBL7. The record is from RefSeq and is a predicted model, not a curated record. The transcript has a single exon. The coding region runs from base 309 to 1574 and encodes 421 amino acids. Gene Ontology annotation, molecular function: ATP binding; protein kinase activity. Lineage: Eukaryota; Viridiplantae; Streptophyta; Magnoliopsida; Poales; Poaceae. Gene Ontology annotation, biological process: protein phosphorylation.
GUGGAUGGCAAUGGCAUUGGCCUGCAGGCUGCAGCAUGACUUGUCUGCCAACCCAAACCGUGCGUGGAUAGACAGUUUGUUUAUAUUAAGCAAGGCAAUUCCAGGCAAGGCAGGCAUGUCCUUCAAUUCCUUCCUUCCUUCCUUGAAAAAGCUGGCCUCUAUCUAUCUUGUCCUGGCUGGCCGUCUCUCUCUCUCUCUCUCUCUCUCUCUCGAUCCUCCUGCUUCGAUCACCUUCUUCCCCCACGGCAUCGAUCGCCGGCCGCCGUCUUCUUUAAUUCAAUCCUCAGCAACGAACAACAAGAAGUAAAAUGCUGAGCUGGCUUCGUCGCUUCCCCCACGACGUGGUCCACAGGAAGGAGAACGCCGGCCGGAGGACCUCCUCCACCACCACCUGGAGGAACAGGAGCAGCAGCUUCACCGCCCGGAUCAUCCGCUGCGCCUCCUCCGUCGUCGACGCCACAGCCAAGCACGACGACGACGACGACUGCCCGCUGCCAUCGUCGCCUCCUCCUCCAGCGCCGCCACCACCACCGGAAGACGAUCGCGUCACCGUGGUGUCGGCCCAGGCCUUCUCGUUCCGCGAGCUGGCGGAGGCCGCAGGCAACUUCCGGCAGGACAAGUUGAUCGGCGAGGGCGGGUUCGGGCGUGUGUACAAGGGCCGACUGCCGGCCGGCGAGCAGGAGGAGCAGCAGCGGGUGGUGGCGGUGAAGCAGCUGGAUCGGAACGGGCGGCAGGGCAACAGCGAGUUCGUGGUGGAGGUGCUGAUGCUGAGCAUGCUGCACCACCCCAACCUGGUGCGCCUGGUGGGCUACUGCGCCGAGGGCGAGCAGCGGCUGCUGGUGUACGAGUACAUGGCGCUGGGAUCCCUGGAGGACCACCUGCUGCUGCCCAUGCGUAGAGACGAUGCGCUGCUGCCAUGGCGCACCAGGAUGAGGGUCGCGCACGGCGCCGCAAGGGGGCUCGAGUACCUGCACGACAGGGCCGUCAUCUACCGCGACCUCAAGUCCUCCAACAUCCUCCUCGCCGACGACUACAGCCCGAGGCUCUCCGACUUCGGCCUCGCAAGGCUCCUCCCGCUGCCAUCCUCCUCCUCGUCGUCGUCGUCGUCCUCCUCCUCCUCAUCAGGCACCGGCCGCAGCAGGGUGAUGGGCACUUACGGCUACUGCGCCCCCGAGUACCUCCGCACGGGCAAGCUCAGCGCCAAGUCGGACGUCUACAGCUUCGGGGUGCUGCUGCUGGAGCUCAUCACCGGCCGGCGGGCCAUCGACGCCAGCCAGCCGGAUGGCGAGCAGAGCCUGGUGGGAUGGGCGGCGACCAUGUUCGGCGACCCCAGGAGGUUCCAGGAGCUGGUGGACCCCCGGCUGGUGAUGGCGAUGCAGGGGCCUCCGGCGUCGGAGCUGAAGCAGGCGGUGGGGGUGGCGGCCAUGUGCUUGCAGGAAAACCACGCCCUGCGCCCCGUCAUGACCGACGUCGUCAUCGCACUCUCCUUCCUCGCCGCCUCCACUACCCAUGAUCAUCACCAUCAUCAUCCUCCUCCUCUUCGACCUUCUCCUGAUCCAUCAUAUGCUAGCUAGAAUCUGAUGCAUACAUGGCUCUUCGAUUCGAUCGUUAUGCAUGCAUGCGAUGUAAAAAGUGGGCGCGCGGUAAGAAACGAAAUUACAUACACGGUAGCUAGCUAGGGAUUACUACAAGGGAAAAGAAAAGUGAUUGGCUCUUCAAAUCCUCA